AUGUAAGAAUCCCUUCAAACUUUCUCUCUCUCUCUCUCUCUUUCACUCGAUCACGCAAAACCUCGAUUCAACAAGAACCUCCCUUUAACUAAAAAUCCUUUCGUUCCCUGAAAAAUAGACUCUGGGUCUUUUUUUUUUUUUUAUUUCUUGAUCUGGGUAUAAUCGAAAAAUUGUUGUUUGUUGGUGUUUGGGGGUGAGUGGUGAUGAGGAAGAGAGAGAGGGAGAAUCCGUGUGGGGUAUGUGGGCACUAUCACAAGUACGAGGAAGGAGAAGUUUGUGGGAUAUGCGGGCAUAGAGCUCCCGUUUCUUCUGAUAAAACAUCGCUGCAAGUCAGUGCUUUUCCAUCGUUGAUCUUGCCUGACUUUCUCUAUUUGGGUAGCUAUGAUAACGCCUCUCGCUCCGAGCUUCUCAAGACCCAGGGAAUUACUCGUGUCCUUAAUACUGUACCUGCUUGUCAAAAUCUCUACAAGAAUUCAUUUACCUAUCACUGCCUGCAAGAUGACAAAAUUUUACAAUUUGAUGAUGCAAUACAAUUUUUAGAGCAAUGUGAGAAGGAUAAGGCUCGAGUCCUUGUGCACUGCAUGUCAGGAAAAAAUAGGUCACCAGCUAUUGUAAUAGCUUACUUGAUGAAGUCUAAACGAUGGAGGCUUCCGUAUAGCUAUCAGUGGGUGAAAGAACGGAGAUCAUCUGUUGAGUUAACUCAAGCUGUCUACCAGCAAUUGCAGGAAUAUGAGCAAAAGCUAUUCGGAUCAUCUGAUAGUAGCAAUCCUCAUCUGCCUACCUUCUCCCUUGCGGGAGCCCCAUCUUUGAACUUUGGCUUCUUGAAGCCAAAUGAUCCAGUUUCUGUUCCUGCUUUCAACAAUCUUGGUGCUACAUCAAUUUUUGCUCGUCCGCCUUUAGAAAUUCCACCGCACGAGUUCACAUUUGGUGCUGGCCAGACCCAGAAAAGCAUUUCUGAAAGCCUAGCAAACCCUAGUGGCGGUGAUAUUUCAAUGGAUAGCACUUGAGUUCCCGAAGUUGAUCUUUUGCAAGACCAACCAUUUCACCAGAAAUUGAGUGAGUCCGACUUUCAUGAGGUUUUGUAUGAAACUUGGCUGUAAAGUGCAAGUAAAUGCUAAAGUUUUCUGGUUUGUUAGAUUUGACGAGUUAGUACAUUCGCUCUGGGUGCCUCUGAUGUUAAUGAAGCGCACGCCUCUGGCUCGCUCCAUUUUUCAUAUACAAAGAUAAUUUUCAGUAGAAUAGAUGUGCAUUCUUUCUGUUUUACAUUUUUUUCAGAAUAAAAUUAUAUUUUAUUUUGGACCA
This is a messenger RNA of Theobroma cacao (cacao), 1302 nucleotides long. RefSeq names its product indole-3-butyric acid response 5 (gene IBR5). Gene Ontology annotation, biological process: abscisic acid-activated signaling pathway; auxin-activated signaling pathway; negative regulation of MAP kinase activity. Lineage: Eukaryota; Viridiplantae; Streptophyta; Magnoliopsida; Malvales; Malvaceae. Gene Ontology annotation, molecular function: MAP kinase phosphatase activity. Gene Ontology annotation, cellular component: nucleus. The record is from RefSeq and is a predicted model, not a curated record.